GCGUGGUAUGAAUGACAGCUGGUGCGUGUGGCUGUCGGUCCGCUGGCAUAUGAUGCUCCAUCGCCCGUGAAAGCUCAUGUGCCAGGCUCUUAAGUGAACAUGGAACCCUGCUCUUGUGACACCUUUGUUGCUCUGCCGCCCUCAACGAUUGAUAACCGAAUCAUUUUUGGAAAGAAUUCAGACAGGCCCAGUGAUGAAGUGCAAGAGAUUGUUUACUUUCCUGAGAAAACCUACAGAGCUGGAGAGACGCUGGAGUGCACCUAUAUUGAAAUCGAACAAGUGGAGAAGACCAAUGCUGUGAUUUUAAGUCGGCCAUCUUGGUUAUGGGGAGCAGAAAUGGGAGCCAAUGAGGCCGGAGUUUGCAUUGGAAAUGAAGCUGUGUGGGGGAAAGAAGACAUUGAUGACAGUGAAGCGCUUUUGGGAAUGGACCUUGUCAGGCUCGGGCUGGAAAGAGCAGAUACUGCAGAGGAUGCUUUGGAUGUCAUUGUCAGCUUGUUGGCGAAAUAUGGUCAAGGUGGAAACUGCAUGGAGGACGGAACGUCGUUUACCUACCACAACAGCUUCCUUAUAGCUGAUAGAAGGGAAGCUUGGAUACUCGAGACCGCUGGCCGGUACUGGGCUGCACAAAAGAUACAAGAAGGAAUAAAGAAUAUAUCGAACAACUUGUCUAUAACCACAAAGAUUGAUCGGGAACACCCAGGAAUGAGAGAAUACGCCAAAACAAAGGGCUGGUGGGAUGGGGAAAAGGAGUUUAAUUUUGCGGCUGUGUACUCCUACUUCAACCCUUCCAGAUUGUCAUCCGCUGGAGACCGAUACUGCGAAGGAUACAGAUUACUCAGGAAACAUGAAGGAAGUAUGACGGCUGAAACUAUGAUGGAAAUCCUUUCUGAUAAGGAAAGCGGAAUUAAUAUGGAAGGGGGGUUUAUGACAACCGGGAGUAUGGUUUCCAUCCUGCCAAAGGAUCCAACCCAACCAUGUUGCCACUUCUUCACCGGAACACCUGAUCCUUCUAGAUCUGUUUUCAAGCCAUUCAUCUUCGUGCCACAAAUGAAACCUCUAAUGCUGACAGCGUCUCCGUGCUUUGGAGCAGAGGACCCCGUGAAGCAGAAACCGCGGUUUCAAAGGAAGCCGGACAGAAGACACGAUCUGUACAAGAAGCACGAAGCUGCUCUGAAAGCCAUGGAGUCGUUACAAGGAAAUGAAACUUUGGAGAAAAUUAAGAAUCUGGAAAAACAGAAAUUGAACGAGGUGGAGCGUCUCCUGAAGGCUGCGAGUUCUGACAGAACGCCGCUGGCUCUGCUGUUUUCUAGCUGCGUGGAUGAAGAAAUAAAGAUUUACGGGUAAAUGUUAUAUACGGCGCUAUUAAAGCACACAGCACUUUGUAGUAGUCUGUGUAUUUCCAGCAGUACCCCGCACGUUGUGGUUUUGUGAAAUACUUAUCUGUAGAUUUUGAAUUAUGCUUUGUGGGGUAUAAAUAAACCCUUUUUUGUCCAAA
Spea bombifrons (plains spadefoot toad) is the source of this 1495-nucleotide messenger RNA. It is a transcript of the gene SCRN3, whose product is annotated as secernin 3. The coding region runs from base 100 to 1344 and encodes 414 amino acids. The transcript has 8 exons. Gene Ontology annotation, molecular function: dipeptidase activity; cysteine-type exopeptidase activity. NCBI's taxonomy places the organism in Eukaryota, Metazoa, Chordata, Amphibia, Anura, Pelobatidae. Gene Ontology annotation, biological process: proteolysis. The record is from RefSeq and is a predicted model, not a curated record.